Messenger RNA from Aspergillus affinis, 894 nucleotides. RefSeq names its product Zn(II)2Cys6 transcription factor domain-containing protein. The coding region runs from base 1 to 894 and encodes 297 amino acids. Lineage: Eukaryota; Fungi; Ascomycota; Eurotiomycetes; Eurotiales; Aspergillaceae. Gene Ontology annotation, biological process: regulation of DNA-templated transcription. Gene Ontology annotation, molecular function: DNA-binding transcription factor activity, RNA polymerase II-specific; zinc ion binding. The transcript is spliced from 3 exons. The record is from RefSeq and is a predicted model, not a curated record.
AUGCCCCGCCAAAACUCGAAACCGGUGGUGUCGAGGGACUCGCCCUAUGACAAGGACUACCUGCGUUCGAGAGUACCAAAGGCGUGCGACCGUUGUAGGAGGAAGAAGACAAAGUGCGAUGGAUCUAGUCCUUGUCAGAGAUGUCGAGCGGAAAAUGCCAAUUGCGUGUUUGGUGAUCGGAAAAGAGUUCGAGAAAAGGUAUAUCCUGAGGGAUACACCACAUUCUUGGAAGAACAGCGAGGUUGGCUCAUUCACGGUAUCAGAGAGUUGUAUCGACAUGUUCAAGCGGGAGAUGGUUGGCCUGGAGAACCACUGAAGUGCGACGCCAACGGUCAGCUGUUGGUGCAUGAUAUUCUCUCUCAACUGGGGUCUCUCGACCAGGCUGGAGCCUCAACUACGGAGGAGUCCAAACAACCUUCACAGCAGAAGCUUCAAAUCCCCCAAGAUCGAAAUUUGCAACGGCCACAAUCUUCCACCGGGAGCUCGCACAGCCUGACCCUAGCCCAGGCUUCUCCCAUGACUCCUACCUAUCUUUUUUCCUCACCAAGGAUGCCUCAAGCCCGAAAUACUGCAUUUAUACACGACUCAUUAUCAUUGCCCACGCAGCCUAUUGCCGAUACCAGAACUCUCCAGAGUGCAUUCGACAUACAUCCGACCAACGAUGUUGAUCAGUCCGGCAAACUAGAUAUGAUAGACCCUGCAAAUCAUGUCGGGCUAUUGUAUAAUGAUGUCCAGGCUGGCUUCCCCUCGCUCCAAUAUCCCACGGAUGGUGACUCUAUGUCUUCAGAUUUAUUCCCCGGCAUCGGGUAUGACAUAGACGACUGGGAGAUGUUCUUUCAAUCCAUUUCUAAAAACCCAGUUGUCGACAGGGGGUUAUUCGAUACCAUUUUAUGA